Molecule: messenger RNA, 609 nt
Organism: Antrostomus carolinensis (chuck-will's-widow)
Lineage: Eukaryota; Metazoa; Chordata; Aves; Caprimulgiformes; Caprimulgidae
Gene: EMC8
Product: ER membrane protein complex subunit 8
Exons: 4
Cellular component (GO): EMC complex
Source: RefSeq, a predicted model, not a curated record
AUUGACUCGUGGUGCAAAGAGAAUAGCUACGUGAUAGCUGGAUAUUACCAGGCAAACGAACGCGUGAAAGAUGCCAGUCCAAACCAGGUUGCAGAAAAAGUGGCCUCCAGAAUCGCAGAGGGAUUUAACGACACAGCGCUCAUAAUGGUUGAUAACACCAAGUUUACGAUGGAGUGCGUAGAGCCGGCCAUUCACGUGUACGAGCUUCACGAGAACAAGUGGAGGUGCAAGGACCCGCACGUUGAUUUUUGUGAAGAUUGGACCGAAGCCCAGAGAAUCUCUGCCUCUCUCUUGGAUAGCAAGUCCUACGAGACACUUGUAGAUUUUGAUAAUCACUUGGAUGAUAUUCGGAACGACUGGACAAACCCAGAGAUCAACAAAGCUGUCCUCCACCUCUGUUAGAGGGGUUUCUACUGACUAAUUCACAGACAAUUCCCACUAUGUACUGAAGAGAGAAAAAUGCUAUUUUUGAAUGUAAAUAGAAUAAUAUUCAGUACCUUGUGUGGAAACCUGACUGAUUAAAAAGGAGUGGCACAUCAUAUUGCAGAGAGUGAUGUGUCUGUAAGCCCUUGAACCAUUUUUUUUGUGCAAUUCCUUUGGAAGAACCUC